Pteropus alecto (black flying fox) is the source of this 3592-nucleotide messenger RNA. RefSeq names its product phosphoribosylglycinamide formyltransferase, phosphoribosylglycinamide synthetase, phosphoribosylaminoimidazole synthetase (gene GART). NCBI's taxonomy places the organism in Eukaryota, Metazoa, Chordata, Mammalia, Chiroptera, Pteropodidae. Gene Ontology annotation, molecular function: phosphoribosylglycinamide formyltransferase activity; phosphoribosylformylglycinamidine cyclo-ligase activity; ATP binding. The record is from RefSeq and is a predicted model, not a curated record. Bases 162 to 3194 code for a protein of 1010 amino acids. The transcript is spliced from 22 exons. Gene Ontology annotation, biological process: 'de novo' IMP biosynthetic process; adenine biosynthetic process. Gene Ontology annotation, cellular component: cytosol.
UGGGUGCGCGCCCCGGAUCCCGCUCCGUUGACUUCCGGCGCGCGGCGGGUGCCCGAGCUCGGAGCGCGCAGGUGAGCGUGCGAGUUCGAGCGGCCAGACUGCAUUUUGUCGGCAUUGUGUCGCUUUCUUUUUCUUUUUGAAUUCCUGGUUUGCAGACAGCAAUGGCAGCCCGAGUACUUGUAAUUGGCAAUGGAGGAAGAGAACAUACACUGGCUUGGAAACUUGCACAGUCUGAUCAUGUUAAACAGGUGUUGGUUGCCCCAGGAAAUGCAGGCACUGCCUGCUCUGAAAAGAUUUCAAAUGCUGCCAUCUCCAUCAGUGAUCACAGCGCCCUUGCUCAAUUCUGCAAAGAUGAGGAAAUUGAAUUUGUAGUUGUUGGACCAGAGGCACCUCUGGCUGCUGGAAUUGUUGGGAACCUGACAUCUGCAGGAGUGCGAUGCUUUGGCCCCACAGCAGAAGCGGCUCAGUUAGAGUCCAGCAAAAGAUUUGCCAAGGAGUUUAUGGAUCGACAUGGAAUCCCAACUGCACAAUGGAGAGCUUUCACCAAACCUGAAGAGGCCUGCAGCUUCAUUAUGAGUGCCAGCUUCCCUGCUUUGGUUGUGAAGGCCAGUGGUCUUGCAGCUGGGAAAGGGGUGAUUGUUGCAAAGAGCAAAGAAGAGGCCUGCAAAGCUGUACAGGAGAUCAUGCAGGAUAAAGCUUUUGGAGCAGCUGGAGAAACAGUUAUCAUUGAAGAACUUCUUGAAGGAGAAGAAGUGUCUUGUCUGUGCUUCACUGAUGGAAGGACUGUGGCCCCCAUGCCCCCAGCACAGGACCAUAAGCGAUUGCUAGAAGGAGAUCACGGCCCCAACACCGGGGGAAUGGGAGCCUAUUGCCCAGUACCUCAGGUUUCUAAGGAUUUGUUGCUAAAAAUUAAAAAUAUCAUUCUUCAGAGGACAGUGGAUGGCAUGCAGCAAGAGGGUACGCCAUACACAGGUGUUCUCUAUGCUGGUAUAAUGCUGACUAAGGAUGGCCCAAGAGUUCUGGAGUUUAAUUGCCGUUUCGGUGAUCCAGAGUGCCAAGUCAUCCUCCCACUUCUUAAAACUGAUCUUUAUGAAGUGAUUCAGUCUACCUUAGAUGGCCUGCUGUGUACCUCUCUGCCUGUUUGGCUUGAAAAUCACACUGCUAUAACUAUUGUCAUGGCAAGUAAAGGUUAUCCAGGAGACUACACCAAGGGUGUGGAGAUAACAGGGUUUUCUGAGGCUCAGGCUUUGGGACUGGAGGUGUUCCAAGCAGGUACUGCCCUAAAAGAUGGCAAAGUGGUGACUAAUGGUGGUAGAGUCCUUACAGUAACAGCCAUCCAGGAAAAUCUCAUCUCAGCCCUUGAAGAAGCCAAGAAAGGACUAGCUGCUAUAAAGUUUGAGGGAGCCAUUUACAGAAGGGACAUCGGCUAUCGUGCCAUAGCUUUCCUUCAGCAGCCCAGGGGCCUGACUUAUAAGGAAUCUGGGGUAGACAUUGCAGCUGGAAAUAUGCUGGUCAGGAAAAUUAAACAUUUAGCAAAAGCCACCUCUAGACCAGGCUGUGAUGUUGAUCUUGGAGGUUUUGCUGGUCUUUUUGAUUUGAAAGCAGCUGGUUUCAAAGAUCCUCUUUUGGCCUGUGGAACAGAUGGUGUUGGAACAAAACUGAAGAUUGCCCAGCAGUGCAAUAAACAUGAUACCAUUGGUCAGGAUUUGGUUGCAAUGUGUGUAAAUGAUAUUCUGGCACAAGGAGCAGAGCCCCUCUUCUUCCUUGAUUACUUUGCCUGUGGAAAACUUGACCUCGAUACAACUGAAGCAGUUGUUGCUGGAAUUGCUAAAGCCUGUGGAAAAGCUGGAUGUGCUCUCCUUGGUGGCGAAACAGCAGAAAUGCCUGACAUGUAUACUCCAGGAGAGUAUGACCUAGCCGGUUUUGCCGUCGGUGCCAUGGAGCGGCAUCAGAAACUCCCUCAUCUGGAAAGAAUCGCCGAAGGGGAUGUUGUCAUUGGAAUAGCUUCAUCUGGUCUUCACAGCAAUGGGUUUAGCCUCGUGAGGAAAAUUGUAGCGAAAUCUUCCCUUCAGUACUCCUCCCCAGCACCCGAUGGCUGCGGUGACCAGACAUUAGGAGACUUGCUUCUAACUCCAACCAGAAUCUACAGCCAUUCACUCUUACCUGUAUUACGUUCAGGACACGUCAAGGCCUUUGCCCACAUUACUGGUGGAGGAUUGCUAGAAAACAUCCCCAGAGUCCUCCCUCAGAAAUUUGCGGUGGAUUUAGAUGCCCAGACCUGGAGGAUCCCCAGGAUCUUCUCGUGGUUACAGCAGGAAGGACAGCUGUCUGAAGAAGAGAUGGCCAGAACAUUUAACUGUGGGGUUGGGGCUGCCCUCGUGGUAUCAAAGGACGUGACAAAGCAGAUUCUGAAGGAUAUUCAGCAGCACCAGGAAGAAGCUUGGGUGAUUGGCAGGGUGGUGGCAUGUCCUGAAGGUUCUCCUCGUGUGAAAGUCAGGCACCUAAUCGAAGCCAUGCAGAUAAAUGGAUCAGUAUUGGAGAAUGGCACCCUGAAAAGCCAUUUCACUGCCCAACCAAAAAAGGCAAGAGUGGCUGUCUUAAUAUCUGGAACAGGAUCCAACCUCCAAGCUCUGAUAGACAGCACUCGGGAGCCGAGCAGCUGUGCACACAUUGUUGUCGUCGUCUCCAACAAAGCAGCGGUGGCUGGCUUAGAUAAAGCAGCGAGAGCUGGAAUUCCUACCAGAGUAAUUAAUCAUAACUUAUAUAAAAGUCGUGUAGAAUUUGACACUGCAAUUGACCAAGUCCUUGAAGAGUUCUCCACAGACAUAGUCUGUCUCGCAGGAUUCAUGAGAAUUUUAUCUGGCCCCUUUGUCAGAAAAUGGAAUGGGAAAAUGCUCAACAUCCACCCUUCCUUGCUCCCUUCUUUUAAGGGGUCAAAUGCCCACGAGCAAGCCCUGGGUGCCGGUGUCAAAGUAACUGGGUGCACGGUGCACUUUGUAGCUGAAGAAGUAGAUGCUGGACAAAUUAUUUUGCAAGAAGCUGUUCCUGUGAAGAGGGGUGACACUGUUGCAACUCUGUCUGAAAGAGUGAAAUCAGCAGAGCAUAAAAUAUUUCCCGCAGCCCUCCAGCUGGUGGCCAGUGGAACUGUGUGGCUUGGAGAAAAUGGCAAACUCUGUUGGGUUAAGGAGAAAUGAAGCUGCCUAAUUCAGGAAUGGAGCCAGUUUUGAAAGAAGUCUAGCUGUUUACAUGGUGGCUUUUUUAUCAUAGACUCGUCCCAAAAUAAUGGCUGAAAAAGAGGACCUCACCCUUAUUUCUUUGGCUGUUUUUUACAUGAACAAAAAUUCAUUCCAAGCAAGACUGGUGCAGCAUAUCUAAGAUAUAUAUCUGCUUCAUUGGUCUUCCAGGUUUUACCUGUUUACGACCUUGUUCAGAAUCAAGCUAGUCAUUCAGAACACCUUUCAUUUUCAGCCAGAUACUAAAAUUCUUACUCUUUCUUUUUCUGACCAAUAUUUUUUUUUAGUUAUAUGUUUUCUAAUCUUUGAAGAGUUAACCAACAAGUCUAAUAAUAAAUUAAUCUCUCUGUUGUUUUGAA